Halteromyces radiatus is the source of this 1124-nucleotide messenger RNA. Its product is annotated as acyl transferase/acyl hydrolase/lysophospholipase. Gene Ontology annotation, cellular component: mitochondrion. The transcript has 8 exons. The coding region runs from base 14 to 1090 and encodes 358 amino acids. NCBI's taxonomy places the organism in Eukaryota, Fungi, Mucoromycota, Mucoromycetes, Mucorales, Cunninghamellaceae. The record is from RefSeq and is a predicted model, not a curated record. Gene Ontology annotation, molecular function: [acyl-carrier-protein] S-malonyltransferase activity. Gene Ontology annotation, biological process: fatty acid biosynthetic process.
CUUUGGGUAUUAAAUGUUUUUCACCACUAUUGGAAAAAGACGAUCUACCAUUCAACAUUUGUUUAAAUGGCCUUGUCAAAAAAGGAAUUGGAUGAGUGUUGCUGGCAUUGAACGUUCUCACCGUGCUCUUCUUUUUCCAGGUCAAGGUUCUCAAGUGGUUGGUAUGGGAAAAGAUUUAUGGGAUCGCUAUCCUAGAAUAGUCAAAAGGGUAUUUGAUCAAGUAGACGAUGCUUUGAACAUGCCUUUACGGUCAUUAAUUUUUGAUGGAGAUCAGAAUACUUUAACAUUAACGGAAAAUGCACAACCAGCUAUAUUAACGACAUCUAUUGCAAUUCUUCGAAUUCUUCAAGAGGAAUAUGGAUUUGAUUUACAAAAGGCAUGCGCGUAUGUAUUGGGACAUUCACUCGGUGAAUAUACGGCUUUAGUGGCGUCGGAAUCAUUAUCUCUUACGGAUGCUGUCCGAUUGGUACGACUUCGAGGUCUCGCAAUGACACAAGCAGUUCAAGAUCGACAACCUACUGGUAUGACGGUAUUAGUAACACGAAAAGGAAAAUUGGAUGAAAUCAUGGAUUCUAUUCAAACUGUACAGAAACGCUUAUCGACAAAUGAAGUGGCUGAAAUUGGAAAUAUCAAUAGUUCGACUCAAAUUGUUAUUAGUGGUACAGAAAUUGGAUUGAAAGAAGCUGUAGAAUAUCUCAAAUCAAAACGGAUGAUUGUCAAAUCCAUGCCACUACCGGUUUCUGGUCCAUUUCAUAGUUCAUUGGUUAGUGAUGCUGCUGUUGUCAUGUCCAAUGCACUCAAAACAGUAUCAUUCAAACAACCUAUUGUCAAAGUUAUCUCCAAUGUGACAGGAAAACCAUAUACAUCUGUUGAAGAAAUACCUCUAUCACUCACAAAACAUAUAACAUCUACUGUCCAAUGGCAUCCAAGUAUUCAUUAUCUUAAAACUCAAGAUGUUAGUGAUUUCGUAUCUUUUGGGCCAGGCAAGGUAUUAGCCAAUAUGUUGAAUAAGGAUUAUCCUUCCGAUACUAUCAGAUCUUUAGAUAGUAUUGAUGAUAUUUUAAAUUAUGUUCAAGAAUUCUCAGAUUAGAUAUAGAAUAGUUUUUUUCUUUUUUUUUUGAAUA